AUAUUAUUAAAAAAAAUCAAACGCCAAAUUUACAAUUAAUAAUCAGCAGUAAAAUAUGGGUUAGCAGGGGAAAAUUGAAAAUAGAGAUUGAAUUUGAUCAUCGAGAAGAAGACAAUGAUGGACGCUUGGAUUCGAGCGCUGGUUGAAGCCAUACAUUCCACCCCCACUCAGGCCGUCCUUUAUCUCUCCGGCGGCGCCUCUCAGGCGCUAGGCUGGUUGAUUUCAGUGCCUGGAGCUACAAAUACGGUGCUUGAAGCUGCGGUGCCCUACUCCCGAAUGUCCAUGGUUCAAUUACUUGGCAAGAUUCCUACUCAUUAUUGUAGUCAACAAACAGCAGAGGAAAUGGCUUUAUUGGCUUAUAAUCGGGCCCUUAAGCUCUCUAGUCCUGGUUGUCCAGUUCUUGGUGUGGGUUUUACUGGUUCUCUAGCUAGCACGCAGGCUAAAGUUGGUGACCACAGAUUUCACUUGUCAACAAGAACAUCCAACAGACUUUGGGUAUCUACAGUUACUUUGUCAAAGGGUUUGCGAACUCGAGAGCAAGAAGAUACCAUUUCAAGCCAUCUCUUACUCAAGGCCGUUGCAAAUGCAUGCAAAGUCCAGGCAACAUUUGUUUCUCAUUUGACUGAAUCUGAUGUGUCUGAUGAAUUUGAAAAACAAUUUACUGAAGAUCAAGAACUGGAACAACUUAUAAAUGGACAAAUAUGCUUUAAGGUUUAUCCAUUUUCUAGUGUGACACAUACAUCAAAUGAAGAGAGAAAGAUAAUACUUUCUGGUUCUUUUAAUCCAUUGCAUGAGGGUCACCUCAAGCUCUUAGAAGUUGCGGCAAGCAUUUGUGGCAAUGGGUAUCCAUGCUUUGAAAUCUCAGCUGUCAAUGCUGACAAACCUCCAUUGUCGGUAUCACAAAUCAAAGAUCGUGUCAAGCAAUUUGAAAAAGUUGGGAAGACAGUAAUUAUUUCCAGUCAGCCUUUCUUUUACAAGAAAGCUGAGCUUUUCCCUGGUAGUGCUUUUGUAAUUGGUACAGACACAGCAGUGCUGAUUAAUCCCAAGUACUAUGAUGGUGACUGUGGGAAGAUGCUAGAGAUACUCAUCGCAUGCAAGAAUACAGGAUGCACAUUCCUUGUUGGUGGUCGUAAUGUAGAUGGUGUGUUUAAGGUUCUUGAAGACUUCGACAUUCCAGAGGUGUUAAAAGACAUGUUGGUCUCCAUACCAGCUGAACAGUUUCGCAUGGAUAUUUCCUCCACUGAAAUAAGAAAGAGGAUUGGGAUGUAAGUCUGACACAAGCAACAUUUACUUGUUUAAUGAUUCUUUUAAUGCUGAUGAUGAUGAAUCUCAUAUUAUGCAACAUACAUCUGCUGCAUGUUUAUAUAUAUAUAUAUAUAUAUAUAUAUAUAUAUAUAUAUAUUACCUGUUUACAGAUUUAGUGGAGUCGAAAUACAAUCCUAGUGGGCAGUAUCUAUACAAAAAUGAAUAAAUAACACUGGCAACAUCCAAAUACUCAA
Molecule: messenger RNA, 1499 nt
Organism: Hevea brasiliensis (rubber tree)
Lineage: Eukaryota; Viridiplantae; Streptophyta; Magnoliopsida; Malpighiales; Euphorbiaceae
Exons: 12
Coding region: 115-1269 (384 amino acids)
Cellular component (GO): cytoplasm; nucleus
Molecular function (GO): ATP hydrolysis activity; nicotinamide-nucleotide adenylyltransferase activity
Source: RefSeq, a predicted model, not a curated record